UCUUGCGGCUUACGCUCUAAGUUAAAUAUUUACUUAGGUGUAAAGUCCUAAUUUACAAUCAAAUGUUAUUUAAUACGUGAGCCGUGACAUUGUGCUUUUGUAACUUGCAUUGUAGAUACGCUACAAUUAUAACUAUAUUGAUAAGACAUAACUUACUGAUAACAUAGAAAAAUAACACAAUGGAUAAAAAUACUUCUCUUUCGGGAUUGUUAUCCUUGUACAAGAAAUGGGUUAUUAGUAAUCCAGGAGUCGUAACCGACGUUGAAACUGUAGCAACAUGGUCGUCUUACUUCGUUGCGGGAAAAAUAAACAAGUCACCAAUAGUUUCUGAACUAGUAUAUUCGCUGUCUAAACUAGUAUCUCUUUUUAAUGAUAAAUUAAUAAGAGAAGCAUAUGGCAAUGAUAUUCAGAAUUACGGUCUUAAAGAACAAAUCGAGCUAUGGCUCACAAUUAUUCACUACUGUGAGGUUUUUGUGGAACUGGCAGUGAAAAAUAGAUGGGGAAUCAAGGGUAAGUGGACUGCAGCCACAUUAUUGCAAUUAUUCAAAUGUUCAUCAGCAUUGAUACUGCUUUAUAGAUUCAAAGAAAUUCCUAUAACACACCCACCAAUUCCUGUACUCCAAAGGAAGAAAUUUAUUGAUGGAAAAGACAUAGAAGAAAAUUCCAGUAGCUUCAUUACAUUAAAAAGGUCAGGCAGAAUAAUGAGACGAGUAGAUGGAGCACCCCCUGUCGCCUUGCGAGACUGGCAGCCUGUGAAAAUUUUAGACGACAAAACCAACACAACUAUACAAGAGAAAGAUUUAUUACAUGCAGAAUUGCUCCACAUUAUAAAACCCUUGAUUCACCUUGCAGCAAUGAAAGCUUUUGGAACAAAAGCUUGGAAACAAUGGAUGGUAGCUUUAGCUAUUGAUGUUGCUAGUUUUAAGUUAUAUAACCGUCACCUUAAGGAGCUGUCUUAUGAACAGAGGCUUGAAAUAAGUAGAAGAAAGUUGGGUUUAGUCUUAUAUCUACUCAGGAGCCCAAUGUACAAUGGGUAUUCAAAGAAUGUAUUGGAAGGUUUACUUACAACCGCAUCUAAUAGAAUUCCACUUAUGUCUCUUAUAUGUGGACCAAUAAUCCAGUAUCUUAAUCACUGGCAAGAUAUUUACUUUUACAUGUGGGCUUCAUAAUGUGUUUUGAUUUAUGUACUAUCAAAGAAGUUAACCCCUAGGCAGAUGGGGGACCUAAG
This is a messenger RNA of Aricia agestis (brown argus), 1228 nucleotides long. RefSeq names its product peroxisomal membrane protein PEX16 (gene Pex16). The record is from RefSeq and is a predicted model, not a curated record. NCBI's taxonomy places the organism in Eukaryota, Metazoa, Arthropoda, Insecta, Lepidoptera, Lycaenidae. The coding region runs from base 180 to 1169 and encodes 329 amino acids. Gene Ontology annotation, biological process: peroxisome organization. Gene Ontology annotation, cellular component: peroxisomal membrane. The transcript has a single exon.